AUGGAACACAUUCCAGGAACCACAAAUAGGUACGCUGAUGCUCUGGCCACGUUGGGAUCGAAGCUCUCAUUUGUGCAAGAACAGCCCAACAUCACCGUGAUAAGGAGAAGCACACCAGUGGUCGAAGCAAUGGCCCAGGGGGACCUGCUGGAAGAGGAUGAUUGGAGAAAGCCACUGAAGAAAAAAUUAGGUGAAGAGAGCAGCAUUAAAGACUUGAAAGACUAUGUGACUAUCUUUGGGGAACUCUACAGACGUCUUCCGGGAGGUGUUCUGACCCGGUGUGUUGGGAUGGCAGAAGCAAGAAGGAGGUUGCAAGAGGUACACGAUGCCACUUGCGGCUUGGAACCAGUAAUCAGCCUGUACCGGCGCUUGCAACGCAAAGGUUAUUAUUGGCCAGAGAUGAAGAAGCAAGCAGCUGAACUACAAUUCGAUUGUCCCACCUGUUCUACGAUACCCUCUAUAGAGGAGUCAUUCACUGUUUCAUUUGCAGAAGAUUGGCGGGGUCCAUACUUGGCAUUCUUUGUUGGAGGAACUCUGCUGACUAACCCCAAGCUUGCCUAUAAGCUCAAAAGGACCAUGAAGAGGUAUUUUGUUGAUGGGUCAACUCUCUAUCGGAAGGGGUUUAAUGGUGAGCCAUUAAAAUGCUUGGGAGAAUCAGAGGCACGUCAAGCCAUGCAAGAGAUACAUGCUGGGGAGUGCGGAGAGCACCAAGGAAUGAAGAAGCUUUACCAGCAGCUACUAAGCAUUGGGUAUUAUUGGCCUAACAUGAAGAAGGAUGCACAUGACUUUGUUAAGAAAUGCCACACAUGCCAAAUCUAUGCUAAUCUAAGCCACAAACCUCCUACAUUGCUGCAAGACAUGCGCACUCCCUGGCCUUUCCAUACUUGGGGGCUUGAUUUAAUUGGGACAAUCCAUCCCCCUUCCGAUGGCUACAUAUGGAUCCUCACCGCUACGGAGUAUUUCACGAAAUGGGUUGAGGCAAUUCCCCUUCGAAAGGCCACAGGAGCUGCUGUCUCGAAUUUCAUUCGGGAAUACAUUGUGUGUAGGUUCGGAAUCCCAUACAAGAUGGUCACCGACAAUGGCACACCUUUUGUCAACAAGCAAGUGAGUUCAACCCUUAGUGGGUACGGUAUCAAGCAUCGUCGCUCUACGCCUUAUUACCCCCAGGGAAACGGUCAAGCAGAAGCUACCAAUAAGACGAUAUUGAGGAUUCUAAGCAAGAUGGCUAUUUCACCUGUGGAAAUCACCAUCCCGACAGCCAGGAUAGCAGCUGUCAAUGAUCUUGAAUGGGAUGCAAAGACAUGCUCAGAUUGGCGUUUGCUAGAUCUCGAAGCAGUUGAUGAGAAAAGGAUGGAAGCUGAAAGAAGGAUGACACUUUACAACAAGACUGUUGCCCAAGCCUAUAACAGGACCGUUAAGCCUCAAGCCUUCAAGCAAGGAGAUCUCGUGCUAAAAGUCGUUGAACAUGUGAGAAGGCAAAUGUCAAGACCUUCCAAAUUUGCCCCACAAUGGGAGGGUCCAUUCGCAGUCAAGGAGGUACACAGCAGCGGUUAUUAUCGCUUGAUCUCUGUCAAGGAAGGCAUGCUAAUGGAUCCCAUCAAUGGAAAAUGGCUCAAGCCCUACUACUGCUAA
Molecule: messenger RNA, 1632 nt
Organism: Prunus armeniaca (apricot)
Lineage: Eukaryota; Viridiplantae; Streptophyta; Magnoliopsida; Rosales; Rosaceae
Source: the annotation of a GenBank genome assembly